CGUUAAGGUCUACUUCUCUCUCAGCCGCUCAUAAAGCUACGUACGUCAGAUGGCCUCCCCACCAGCUCCAGAUCCCGCCGUCUCCAACUACACCACCGCAGUCCAUCGGUCAUGUCCGAAAAGAAAUCGCCAUUGCUGGUCUAACCUUCCUCCAGAUCUUCUUCAAAUUGUUUUUGAACGUCUUGGCUUUACCGAUUUCAAACGAGCUAAAUCCGUUUGUACAUCUUGGGAAUCCGCUUCGAGAAAAUCUCAGCCUAAGAAUCAGAUCCCUUGGCUGAUUCUCUUCCCCAAGGACAACAAUUACGGUCUCUUGUUCAAUCCUGAAGAACAAGGAAAGCUUUACAAAACUCAAGACCUUGGUGAUGACUUUGCGAAGAGUUUUUGUGUUGGGGCUUAUAGAAGUUGGCUUUUGAUGCUAGACCCUCAAUAUAGAGAUUGUGCUAACCCUUUAUACAACCUUUAUAUUUUAGAUCUUUUGACCCGCGAGAGAUCCACUUUACCAACUUUAGAAUCAGAAUUUGGUCUCAUCCCUCCAGUGUUUUGGGUAGACGAAAAAACAAAAGACUACUUAGUUAUAGGGAUGUUCGAUGAGGAAAAUGUAGUUUCUUUCAAGAAAGGAGAUAACUCGUGGAAACAGGUUCAUGAGUUGUCAGGCAUUGGAGAGUGUUUUAAUAUAGUAUACAAAGAUCACAAGCUUUAUUGCCUCGGCUAUUGUAAACUCAAGAUUUUUGAUUUCUCUACAGAUAAACCAGUAAAAGUUUUCAAAAUCAGCGUACGUGGAUACAUACUAAUAUUGUUGAGAUGUCCUGGAAGAAUGCCUCAAAAUAUCCCUUUGACUCGUAUGAAGAAUAAUGUGGUUGUCACAUUAAGUGGAGAUGUCUUAAUUGUUACCAGCAUACGUCAGGGUGGGUCCAAAAUAUGGAACUUUGAAAUCUACAAGAUGGAUUCUUCCAAAGGGAACAAGUGGGAGCAAAAAUUUUCUAUAGGUAAUGAGGCAAUUCUUUUGGAUUUAGGUAUUACAGUGCUUGCUGAGGAUAUUGGAGGAAUAAAGAAAAAUUCGAUCUACUUCAACGCCACUGAUUAUGAUGAUCAACAUGAUGAAAACGAUGUUUUCAUAUUCAGUCUUGAUACUAAGAAGGUUGAACAACCCCACCAAUCUGUUUGUUCCUCUGUUCCUGGCUCAAAUGCCCGAUGGUUUCUACCAAGUUUUAAACGAGAAUGAUUUACCCUAUCUUCAGUAUUUUUUUUUUCAAUAUCCAGUACCAUCCAUCCAAUGAAGCACACAUCGUUGCUACUAUUCGAGUUAAACCAGAACCGAGGCCUGUAAAGCUGAACUAUACAACAAAAACCCUAACACUGGUCCAGAAACUGCCUUAGCCAGGUUUAUUCAAUAAAUUGUUAUUUUUAUUUUUUUUGUUAAAUAAAAGAUA
Molecule: messenger RNA, 1430 nt
Organism: Camelina sativa (false flax)
Lineage: Eukaryota; Viridiplantae; Streptophyta; Magnoliopsida; Brassicales; Brassicaceae
Source: RefSeq, a predicted model, not a curated record